Messenger RNA from Chrysochloris asiatica (Cape golden mole), 1179 nucleotides. It is a transcript of the gene SDR42E1, whose product is annotated as short chain dehydrogenase/reductase family 42E, member 1. NCBI's taxonomy places the organism in Eukaryota, Metazoa, Chordata, Mammalia, Afrosoricida, Chrysochloridae. The transcript is spliced from 2 exons. The record is from RefSeq and is a predicted model, not a curated record. Gene Ontology annotation, biological process: steroid biosynthetic process. Gene Ontology annotation, molecular function: 3-beta-hydroxy-Delta5-steroid dehydrogenase (NAD+) activity.
AUGGACUCCGAAAAGUCUCCAAAGGAAACCAUCCUUGUUACAGGAGGAGGGGGCUAUGUUGGUUUCCGCCUUGGCUGCGCUUUGAACCAGAAGGGAGUCCACGUGAUUCUGAUUGACAUCCACAGCCUGGCUGAGACCAUUCCGGAAGGAAUCAGGUUUGUCCACAGAGACAUCCGCCACCUUGGUGAUGUGGAGAAAGCCUUCCUGGGUGCGGCCAUCAGCUGUGUAUUUCACAUCGCCUCUUACGGCAUAUCAGGGUGGGAGCAGUUGGACCAGAGCCUAAUAGAAGUAGUCAACGUUGAGGGCACGGACACCAUCCUGCUGGUCUACCGGAGAAGAGGGGUUCCCAGGGUGGUGUACACCAGCACUUUCAACGUGGUGUUUGCAGGGCAAGUCAUCCGAGACGGAGACGAGUCUCUGGCGUACCUGCCUCUUCACCUGCACCCAGACCACUACUCGCAGACCAAAGCCAUCGCUGAGAAGAAGGUGUUGGAGGCAAACGGUACAGCCCUGGGAGGCAGCGGAGGCAUCCUGAGGACCUGUGCCCUGAGACCCACUGGCAUCUAUGGUCCCGGAGAACAACGGCAUCUACCCAGGAUCGUGAGCUACCUGGAGAGGGGGCUGUUCAGGUUUGUGUACGGCGAGCCCAGCAGCCUGGUGGAAUUUGUCCAUGUGGACAACCUGGUCCAGGCUCACAUCCUGGCUUCCAAGGCCCUGAGAGAGGAAUAGGGCCACGUCGCCUCGGGCCAACCCUACUUCAUCUCAGAUGGCAGACCCGUGAACAACUUCGAGUUCUGCCAGCCUUUGGUUGAGGGCCUGGGCUACACAUUCCCCUCCAUCUGCCUGCCACUGACCCUCAUGUACGGCCUGGCUUUCCUGACAGAGAUGGUGCACGCCGUGCUGGGUCUGUACAACUUCCAGCCCUUCCUCACCUGCACUGAAGUUUACAUGAUGGGCGUCACACAUUACUUCAGCCUGGAGAAGGCCCGGAGAGAGCUGGGCUACGAGGCCCAGGAGUUUGACCUUCAGGAAGUCGUGGAGUGGUUUAAGGCCCAUGGUCACGGCCGACGUCUCCAGAGUCGUAAUGAGCAGUGUCUUAUGUGGGAUGAGCUAGUGGUCUUCCUCGUGGUCACAGCCUCUCUCGUAUGGGUACAUUCACCUGUGGGUCUGUCUGUCUGA